Molecule: messenger RNA, 618 nt
Organism: Didymodactylos carnosus
Lineage: Eukaryota; Metazoa; Rotifera; Eurotatoria; Philodinida; Philodinidae
Source: the annotation of a GenBank genome assembly
AUGGAAAAGAGUCGUCUACGGGUAAGGGAACAACGACAAAGUGCUGCUAAAGCUGAAUGUGCACGAGUAAACCCAGCAUUUCUGAAACUAACCACUGGAUGUUCCAGAGGAGAUGAACCUCUGACAAAUGGUACUCUAACAGCUGUUCACUCCGGCAGUUUCUUUGAUGCAUCCACAUGGGGUGGUCUCUUUAUUCCUGGUAGUGGCAGUACAAUCAUCAUUCCGUCGGGUAUCAUUGUUAGCCUCAAUGGCACAAAUCAAUUAUCUAUCAAUGUUAUCAUCAUUAUUAUAUUUGGUCGUCUAACAAUCGUCGGCAAUGGUGGAAACAGUGGUUUCAUUUUUGUCUAUGCAAUCAAUAUCUACGUAUACAAUGGUGGUAUACUACAAGAUGCAACAACAAACCGUAGUGGAAUAUAUAUAAAUGUCAAUUCAUCAAUCGUCCUCUAUAAUGGCGGACAAUUUCUCAGUCAUGGACCAAGUUAUUUGUACAUUUAUUAUAUACAAGUAUUAGUGAUUAGAGAUAGUUUACAACUGGGAGUUCAGAAUGGUCUGAUAGUGUAUGGACCAUAUGCAAUUGUCAUAACUUGGAACGGACAAGUCUAUGAUAAUGGUGAGUGA